Molecule: messenger RNA, 3341 nt
Organism: Oncorhynchus nerka (sockeye salmon)
Lineage: Eukaryota; Metazoa; Chordata; Actinopteri; Salmoniformes; Salmonidae
Product: zinc finger protein with KRAB and SCAN domains 1-like
Exons: 2
Coding region: 1780-2913 (377 amino acids)
Biological process (GO): regulation of transcription by RNA polymerase II
Molecular function (GO): RNA polymerase II cis-regulatory region sequence-specific DNA binding; DNA-binding transcription factor activity, RNA polymerase II-specific
Source: RefSeq, a predicted model, not a curated record
UUGUUUGACUUUUUUGUGUAAACUUGAGUGUCAUACACAAAGUGUAUCCCACUCACUGCCUGGGUUUUCAACACUAGAGUGUGUUGUCACGAUACCAGAAUUUCUUUCGAUACCAGGUUUAGUAACUCGAUACCAGACGUAUAACUCAGCUAACGUUACUGCUGUUUUAUCGUUGGAUAUCUUUUGAGUUCAAUAUCAUUACAUUUGAAAUUUGAUGUCAAAAUUUUUCAGAGACAGCCAUGUAUGCAUCAAUUAAUAAAUUGUACAAUCAUGAUUAAUUUGACUGUUUUUACCAAUGUAACUACAUAACGGUAAUCAUUUAUUUGAAUGGUAAACCUCUAUUGGUAAACAUGGUAAAUCAAUAUGGCCUAGGCGGCCUAUUCACAAUACAGGUGUAAGCAUAUUCAAUGAGUAAAUGUAUACAUUGAGUUAUUGUGCUUGUUUUCACUAUUCAAAUCCAAUUGUAUUUGUCACAUGUGCCGAAUACAAGUGUAGACCUUACAGUGAAAUGCUUACUUACAAGCCCAUAACCAACAAUGCAGUUUUAAGAAAAUACUUAAAAAAAUAUUUAAUGUGGCUACAGAUGACAAUCUGUUUCCCUCCCAAUUGGGACUUAUUUUAUUGUACUGAUCAACAUUUACAAUCUCUUCUUUUAUAAAAUCCAUUAAUUAAGUCAUUCAUGACGAGGCAUAUAGGCCAUCUGUAAGUAGCCCAUCCAUCUACCUCAUCCCCAUAUUGCUAUUUAUUAAUAUUUUUGCUCCUUUGCACCCCAGUAUCUCUACUUGCACAUUCAUCUACUGCACAUCUAUCACUCCAGUGUUUAAUUACUAAAUUGUUAUUACUUUGCCACUAUGGCCUAUUUAUUGCUUACCUCCCAUAUCUUACCUAAUUUGCACACACUGUACAUAGAUUUUUUUUUCUAUUGUGUUAUUGACUGUACGUUUGUUUAUUCCAUGUGCAACUCUGUUGUUUGUGUCGCACUGCUUUGCUUUAUCUUGGCCAGGUCGCAGUUGUAAAUGAGAACUUGUUCUCACCUGGCCUACCUGGUUGAAUAAAGGUGGAGAAAGCUGAAAGCUGACACAGCUUUGAAAUCAGCAUAUUUUGCAUAAUGAUUUGCAUUAUAUCACAAACAAAGUGCUAGGGUUGUGAAUUGUUUGAUGUUAGCUUCAGCUGUAAGCUAGCAACGAAAGUUAACCUACAAUUACAACUGGAAGCUACCGGUAUCAUCUUGCAUUAUUAGGAUUCUAGCCUUUAUGGACAUUGUUUUGUGAACAGUUUCAACAUUUCUACAUGCCGUGUUGCAUUAUUCAAGUGUGGUAACUUCUGUGCAGCAUGAGUGAGGAGCUAGCAAUGAGUAAAUGGAGCAGGUAAGAGGCAUGAACGGUGCGCUCACUGCAGAAGGGGACAUCGGCUGCGCUGAUAGACUUCAUCCUCUCAAUCAUUAUACGACUUGAGACACAUUUGACAGAAGUACAGAAAGUAACCAAUUCUAGUACCGAACCGUUUUUCCAUGUUCUAGUAUCGAAGUUUCAGUAUACUGUGCAACACUACACUACAGAGGUACAACCAAAGAGGGUGACCAACCAAUGAGCAUUCUCAUUGGUUGAGCAUUCUGUUCGAAUUGGGUAAGCUGCUCAAUAUUUCAUUCAAUAACAGUCAAUCCCUCCUAUCAAUAUCUAGUGGCAGGUGAAUUGACACUGCACUGUUUGCUUAUCGUGAAAGUAAUGCAAUAGUUUUUGGUCCAGACCAGCAGACUCCUCUGUUUAUGUUCCUUUCAGGAUGUCUAAAAUUGAGCGUCUGAAUGCCCGUGUGGCGAAGCUGCUGACGGUGGCAGUGCAUGAGGUUCUGGAGGUGGUGAAAGAGACUGUGUCAGAGUACCAGGAGAAAACAGCUAGAACUCAGAGAGAGAAUGAGAGUCUGAGGAGAAGACUGCAGGAAAUGCAGGACAAGAUGAAGAGAGAGAACACAGCUGCUCAACUUGCAACAUUUCCUGCGACUGGUGGCCGUGGAAGAGUGGCCAUCGAGAAACCGUCAGAGCAGGGUUGGAGCCCUAGUCUGAGGCAGGACAGCCCAGAGCCCACACAGAUAGAUGAGAAACCAGCGCUCACUUUUGAACAGACUGUGAUACUAAGGCAGGAGGAGGAGGAGUACAAUGCACUGGAGCUGGAUCAAACAGCACACUAUGAGACAGAGUGUAACUUUACCUUAACCUUACCCGGGCAUCACGAGGAGGUGGCACGGCAAUCAGAUGAAGCCGUUUCGGUCCACAUGCCUCAGGGUGUGAAAAAUGACUCGCAUUCAGACUUGAAUAGCACUUCACAGGGAAACACCCAGCUUGGCAUCAAUCUGACUGUUAUCAAGACAGAACCCGAGCCCACCGAGUGCUCAGCACCCGAACCGUUGACUAUCCCGGAGACCUUUGAUUGUGUCGAUUUAAGCUGCAAUUCCACACGCUACGACCCAACAACGAAUGCUCACAAGUCUCAUGUGAGCACUGGACCAUAUAACGAACUUGUAUUCGUCCACUCGAGUCACAACAGCGCCGGGAGGAGGUUUGGGUUUGGGAAAAACAGUAGGGACGGGAGGAAACACCAUAGGCAACACUUCAGGAGGGAUGAGCCGCACAGCUGCUUUGUGUGCGGCAAGACGUUCAGCCGGGUGGGGAACCUGCGUAUCCACCAGCGCUGUCACACGGGCGAGAAACCCUACUGCUGCCUUCAGUGCGGCCGGUGUUUCAGUCAGGCCGGGGACCUCAAAAAGCACAAAAGGGUCCACACAGGGGAGAAGCCAUACUAUUGCGGCCAGUGCGGCAAGAGCUUCAGCCGUGGGGAGAACCUAAAGAGGCAUCAGAAGAUCCACAUCGGAGAGACCUUACACCUGCAGCAGGCAUGGAGAGAUCAACAGUCAAACUAGGCGUUCAAAGCAAUCUUUUGAGAAAAAACUAUAAAUGCACAUACAGUGCAUAUGAAUGAAUGCACAUGCAGUGCGUGGUACUGAAAUUAACAUGAGAUCUGCAGUGCUGAAAAAGUAAAGUGACUGGGUCAUACUCAUGGGUGGAUUGGCUGUAUUAUUCAGGUUAUCGAUUUAGUCAAUGGGUAACAUGUAUUUUGACCAUUAGUGGAUGGCAUACCUUUGAUCCACUGGAGUGUUCAUUAUUCAAUAGGCAAACCUCUUAUCACUGGCUUUUGAAUAAGAGAGUGCGGUGUAAGCAACAAAAUGUUUUGUACACUGAAACAUUUAUCUCCUCUGUACACAUACAGGAAAGACUUGGAUGUUGUGUGACAAAUCGAGCAUUACAACAUUGUGUUCAUGAUGAUUAAAGAGAGAAGUGAGCAAACUGA